AUGAAUUCGCUCAAUUUAAAUGAAACACAAACUGAAGAAUUUUAUUUAUUAAACCAGCACCUCAACAAGCUUGAACUCAAGCUCGAUCAGCAAAAGGAAGAACAAACUUCAUUACUAGCUUAUUCAAACCAAUUAUCAGAAAAAGUUGAAAGCUUAAAUAAAGAAAACAAUAAUCUAAAAUCAGAUCUUUCAGCAGGCUCAAGCGAAAUCGAAAAAUUAACUUUAGAAAUAGAAUCAAUGAAAAAAUUAAUCGAAAAUAAAAACAAAUACAAUAAAAAAUUAAAAGAAGAAAUCAAAAAAGUCCAUUCAUCAAAAAGUAAAUAUCUCGGACAACAGCGAUGUCUGCACGAUCAUUUGUUAGAAAUUCAAAAAAAGCAUGAAAUUUUAAUUGAAGAGCGUGAUGAAGCCAAGCAAAAGCUUGAUUUAAUCAUAAGAGAUAAACGUGAAAAGGAAAAUGAAAUCAAAAAUGCCAAAGAAAAAAUAGCUGAAAUAGAAAAGAAAAUUUCAGAUAUGAAACAAAAGCAUGAAUCUGAUAAUAAUUUAGUCUUUAAUGAAGAAAAAACAGUUAUGGAGAUUGAGGAAAAAAUUCGAUAUAAUGAUAAAGAAAUUACCAGGUAUAAAGAUGAUAUAAGAACGCAAAAUGAAAUUGAUAAUUUAAGAAGGAUAAUUUUGGAAGAAAAUCAUCAAAUCAAUAUAAUGAAUCAAAAUAUAGAAGAUAUUAAGUCAGAAGUCGACGAUAAAGCUGAAAAAAUUAACGAUUUAGAUAGAGAGCUUGCUGAUUUAAGUGAUAAAAGAGCCCAACUUCUUCAUAGAGGAGCUGAUUUCAGAAGAGAUGAAGAGGAGUUCAAAAAAUUGAAAAUAAUAAUGAAAAAUAAAGAAUCAGAAGCAAAAGACAUUGAAUCAGAAAUUUAUAAUACAGAAAAAAACAACUAUGCAUUAUUAAUAGAAAAUAGUGGCUUAGAUGAAAAGCAAAAAUCAGCAGAAAAUGAAGCUGAAAAACUAAAAAGACAAGCUAUUGAUAGGAAGAAUCAGCUGGAUAAUUUGCUCAAAAGGAAUGAACAAAUAAAAGAUGUUUUGAACAGAAAAGAAAAAUUAGCUGAGAUGAGAUAUAAGGCUGAAAAAGAGCUCAUGGAGUCUCUUGAAUCUUUUUCUAUGUAA
This is a messenger RNA of Blepharisma stoltei, 1158 nucleotides long. NCBI's taxonomy places the organism in Eukaryota, Ciliophora, Heterotrichea, Heterotrichida, Blepharismidae. The record is from the annotation of a GenBank genome assembly.